Messenger RNA from Rhodofomes roseus, 204 nucleotides. RefSeq lists its product as uncharacterized. Bases 1 to 204 code for a protein of 67 amino acids. NCBI's taxonomy places the organism in Eukaryota, Fungi, Basidiomycota, Agaricomycetes, Polyporales, Fomitopsidaceae. The transcript is spliced from 3 exons. The record is from RefSeq and is a predicted model, not a curated record.
AUGACUGGUACCGUCAUUUCCGCUAUUGUAGGCGCCAUCGAGGCCGUCGUCUCCGCCAUUGCGAGCGUGAUCAUGAUUAUCGUGAGCGUCAUCGCGACGAUCAUCGUCACCAUCUUCGAUGUCAUCUUCGACAUCAUCUGCUGCAAUUGGUUCGGAGGCCGCACACGGAGAACCGGCACACAUUCAUACAGGUGGGGGCUGUGA